Messenger RNA from Cladocopium goreaui, 1746 nucleotides. Lineage: Eukaryota; Dinophyceae; Suessiales; Symbiodiniaceae. The record is from the annotation of a GenBank genome assembly.
AUGGGCAUGUUACAAGUGCACGAACGACGCGAAGUGGUCCUCUAUCUCAGGAACGACAGCAAGCGGAACUUCAACUAUCGCAUGCAGAUGCUGGUGGGAGCCAAUCGAAAGCCCAAGCCCAUCGGGUCCUUCGAGAAGCCGCCGUACAUCGCGUUGUCGAACUCACAUGGGGUGGCAGCCCACCACGAGGAGACACCCAUCGAAUUGAAGUACGCGCCCCGCGAUGCACACAUGUUGGACGGAAGUAUCCUUCAGGUUGCCAUCCCUGCAGGCCCUGUAGAGGAGACUUUCUCCAUAGCUUUGACUGGUGGAGCCAAGCGCUCACGUGUGGAGUUCUCCUUCCUGAGCCACGACUUUGGUCCCUGCUUCAUCGCGCGUGGCGGUGCAACGAUGGCAGGAGAGCCCUUCGCGCCUUCAGAGGACAUGAGGUACGAACGUGUGGAGCUCAUCGCCACGAACCGAGACGACAGCGACUGCCUGAUUUCCAGCAGCUUCCAGAGGGAACCCUGGUUGGACGUGCAACUGAACGCUGCCAUGAUCGAAGCUGGCGCUUCAUUGCGAAUUCCCAUUGUCUUCUCUCCAAGAGAGGUGUGUGAGUACAUGCAGCGGAUCGAGUUCAUUGUCAACGACUACACACGGAUGCACGUGGACGUCCGUGGCCGUGGCUGCCCCCUGAAGCUGGAACUCACGGACAGUGACAUGCAGAACAUCGACUUUGGCAUCACUCGAGGCAACGAGCCGGUGAGCCGACAAGUUCGCCUGGUGAACCGCUCCCCGCGACCGGUGACCUUCCAACUGAGCGAUGAGAAGGAAUUGGCAGAGCACGCUGUAAGCUGGACUCCAGCACAUCCCUGCACGCUACGGCCACGUCAAACGGUGGAGAUCGAACUGCGGUUCAACCCCACGUACCGUAUUGCCCCCUUCCGUUUGCCUCUCCUUGCCAAGUGCGAGCAUGGUGUGGAGGUGCGCUUGCUGCAUAUGACCGGCACGUGCCAUGCCAUUGAGAUGCGGCUCAGUGAGCAUUCCGUCUUCUUCGGAGAUGUGGUGGUGGGCUCACAGGCGACGAAGCCGGUGCGCCUGCACAACUUUGGGGACCUGGGAGCGAAAUUCCGCUUUGAGAUUGGCUCGAAGUACGGCAAGAUCUUCUCUGUGACACCUUCGGAGGGCUUUGUCCGUCCUCAAGAGGAUAUCAACCUCAUGGUAGCCUUCCAUCCCACGCAUGAGAGGAUCAUGGAGUUCAAGCGAGCCGACAAGCACGCCAGGAAAAGCAAGUUGGACCCGAAGGAUAUGAACAUUGGAAUCACCGUACGAGACAUUCGAUGUGUUUUGGAGGGUCAUCCUCCACUGAUGCUGGAGGCCAGUGGCAAGUGCGUGAGCCAACCGGGUGAGACGAAGCUGUUGGAAUUCUUCGCGCAAGUGCGUACGAAGACGCAGAACAGUUUUGUGAUCCAGAACCCCACGGACAGCGACUGGAAGUUGUAUCCACAGGUGGCCACCCAAGAACCUCCUGGCACCAACUAUUUCAGCUGCGAAAAGGAAAUUGUGGUUCCAGCCAAGAAGGAUGCCACAUUGCAGGUCUACUACAUGCCCUUGACCAUGACGGCUGGAGACGCCACGGGAAGUCCAAGCAGUGGAAAACCACGGGUGGAGAAGCACAAGGGCACCAUCUUCCUCGGGACGCCCGAUGGCAACGCCGUGUGCUACGAGUUGGAGGGUGAAGCAACUCCACCGGAGGCACAACGGUGA